ACUCUCCAGGUGCAAAGCUCUUGAAGAUGGUGCCCUCUCACCAGCUGGAUCCAGAGGACACAGACACGGCAUCAGAGGAUGGGGAUGAGCCUGAGCUGCUCCCACUUCCCCUCACAAGUGUCUUUCAGGAGACCUACAAAAACCUGCCAAAGGACGAGCUCGAGAACAUCCUCAUCUCUGUCUAUGAUUGUCUUAUGAUCAGCAAGGUAGAGGCAGACUUUUUAGAGCGCAGCACACGGAAGCAGUCGCGGUCGGAAGCAUGGCACUUACACAGGAGGGGGCGCAUUACUGCAUCAAAUUUCAGUAGAGUGCAUACUCUGCAGGGAAGCUCUAGCCCAACUCACCUGAUCACAGAUGUGAUGGGUUAUGCCACACACACUAACAUCGGUGGCCAGGUGCCUCCACAAAUUUUGUGGGGCAUUGAAAAGGAGCCAGUUGCAAGGCAAAGCUUCGUUGCCACAGAGGCACCAAAGCACACCGACUUUAGUGUUGCAAAGGCGGGACUCGUAGUUAAUCCACAGUGGCCGUACCUGGGAGCUAGCCCAGAUGGGAUAGUCAGCUGUGCAUGUUGCCCCCAGGCUACGCUCGAGAUCAAGUGCUCGUACAAAUACAGACACGUGCAUCUAAGCACAGUGAAGGACAAAGAUUUUUAUCUUGACGCAGACAUGACACUCAAGGAAAACCAUGCACAUUAUUUCCAGUUACAAGGCCAGAUGGCUCUCCCUGGGCUUCAGAUGGGAUAUUUUGUAGUGUGGACGGAGUGCUCUCUGGUGACCAUAAGGAUACAAAGAGAUGAGCAGCUGUGGGAGGAGCUUCUGACAAAGCUGGAAUCCUUUUUCUUAAGACACAUUCUGCCCGAGCUGGUCACGCGGCGGCUAGAUCCAGAUGGCGGACGUUCUGCUGUGGCAGUGUACUGCACUUGUAAGAAGCCAGAGAAGGGUCGCAUGAUAGCAUGUGACUCGGACACAUGCACAACUAUCUGAUACCAUUACACGUGUGUAAAUCUGAAAAGAAAACCAUCAAAGAAGUGGUAUUGCAUGAGCUGCAAAUAAGUGUACUAUGUUGGAAAUUGCCAGCAGGGAAAUAAUGUCCAGUUUUGAAGGACAUUGAUUAGCUUUUUGUGCUAGGUAUCUUUUCCUACUACAGAAGAAUUGUCACUGCACCAGUUUUUCAAUCUGGAGGCCCCUUUUAGCCACCAUUAACUAGCAACUCUCACUUCUCACUGCAUGUUCCAAUUCUUUUGCAAUAUUCUCUUCUGUCAGUUACGCAUUCUGCUCUUUGUGUGUUCAUGUGAAUAAAAAAGUUGUUUAUUGCUGUUUG
Ixodes scapularis (black-legged tick) is the source of this 1320-nucleotide messenger RNA. RefSeq lists its product as uncharacterized. NCBI's taxonomy places the organism in Eukaryota, Metazoa, Arthropoda, Arachnida, Ixodida, Ixodidae. The transcript has a single exon. The record is from RefSeq and is a predicted model, not a curated record. The coding region runs from base 27 to 983 and encodes 318 amino acids.